Messenger RNA from Rotaria sp. Silwood1, 420 nucleotides. Lineage: Eukaryota; Metazoa; Rotifera; Eurotatoria; Philodinida; Philodinidae. The record is from the annotation of a GenBank genome assembly.
AUGUACGACUCUGGAACAACAACUAUCGGCGAAUAUACAUUUAUCUACUCUGGCCACUCAAGUGCAGACAAGACUCGUUCAGCUCAUGGAGUAGCCAUAUUUCUUAACAAGCAAGCAACAACAGCAUGGAAAACCCUCGGUUCAACUUGGGAAGCCGUUAAUGAACGUAUUGUCAUGGUUCGUCUCGCAUGCAAACCAAUAAAUGUUACCGUCAUAGCUAUCUAUGCACCUAUCAACCCAAAAAAUCAGCAGCAAGCCAGUUCAACAACAGAUCCUUUUUAUGCAGAUCUACAAGCUACAAUCAAGAAAGUGCCAAAAUCUGACAUGCUCCUCAUUAUUGGUGAUUUCAACGCUCGUGUUGGUCAGAACAACAUCGUACAAGUAGCAAUGUCGUUGGUCCUCAUGCAGUGGAUACCAUAA